Wasmannia auropunctata (little fire ant) is the source of this 302-nucleotide messenger RNA. It is a transcript of the gene Pet117, whose product is annotated as protein PET117 homolog, mitochondrial. Lineage: Eukaryota; Metazoa; Arthropoda; Insecta; Hymenoptera; Formicidae. Gene Ontology annotation, biological process: mitochondrial respiratory chain complex IV assembly. Bases 47 to 280 code for a protein of 77 amino acids. Gene Ontology annotation, cellular component: mitochondrion. The transcript is spliced from 2 exons. The record is from RefSeq and is a predicted model, not a curated record.
AUCUCGCACUCGCAGCGAUAACUGCGCACCCGGCACCAUCCGAGAAAUGUCGAGCGCGUCUAAAGUCACUUUCGGUCUAUGUUGCAUGUCGUCCGUCGGAAUAAUAGGCUACGUUCAUUACAAGCAGGCCUACGACAGGAAGCAGCUGCACUUGGGCGUGAUACGCGACGUCGAGCGACGGGAGCGCCGAAAGGCAGAAAAUGUCUACGUACUGCAGCAGCAGGUCGAGCUAGCCAAGGAGCUGCGCAGAGAGGCGGCACUACGACAGAGCGACACGUAGCGAUUAACGACGCGUGGUUGUU